Molecule: messenger RNA, 378 nt
Organism: Trichoderma asperellum CBS 433.97
Lineage: Eukaryota; Fungi; Ascomycota; Sordariomycetes; Hypocreales; Hypocreaceae
Cellular component (GO): cytosol
Source: RefSeq, a predicted model, not a curated record
AUGGCGGACUACGAUCCUGAGCUGCGAGCGCGGCUCCAGGAGCUGGACCGCGAGUUGGAGGAGGGCGACAUUACCGAGAAGGGAUAUCAGAAACGGCGGACUAUGUUAUUAUCGCAGUUUGCUCACCACCCGACAACACCCGCCCCAGCUCCUCCGCAGUCUCGCUCUGGAUUGAGCAUUCACUCCCCCGAGACCUCGACACAUCCUUCAAGCGAUCCCCGCCGAGCAUCCGUAAUGACCUCCAUGACCUCCGUUAGCGGCGGAGGAGGCUAUGGAGGCGGCUACGGUGCUGGAGGUGGCUACCACGACCAAACUGGCAACUAUGGCGAUCAUACACAGCGCCCCGACUCAAGCUACGCUGCUCCGCCGAGAUCUUCA